Lycium barbarum (goji berry) is the source of this 3726-nucleotide messenger RNA. Its product is annotated as pentatricopeptide repeat-containing protein At2g39620-like. Bases 775 to 2526 code for a protein of 583 amino acids. The transcript is spliced from 5 exons. Gene Ontology annotation, biological process: RNA modification. Gene Ontology annotation, molecular function: RNA binding; protein binding. Gene Ontology annotation, cellular component: intracellular membrane-bounded organelle. Lineage: Eukaryota; Viridiplantae; Streptophyta; Magnoliopsida; Solanales; Solanaceae. The record is from RefSeq and is a predicted model, not a curated record.
UUUCCAUUUAACAAACCUUCUACCAUUGCUAUCUUGUUCAGCGAAAAAAAUGAAGACCGCCACCCUCUCUCUCCCUAAGCACCGGACAAGAAAGAUGAUUUUUUUGGGGAUAAAUCUAUUUAAUAAACAAAAAAAAAAUAAUAUUCCCAAAAAGAUUUAAGAAAAAAAAAACUUAAUCUACACCCAAACUCAUCUAUGAUCAUCAAGAGCUCAUUUCAGAUUUCACCAUUGCCCAAGAGUUCUCUCUCAUUGCGUGUUGUGACAGAAAUUGAAGAAGGAGGCAGUGACCAGUGGCGGAGCCAUAUAUAGUUGAGGGACACUCUUCGUCAGAAAAUUACACUGUAUAGCUAGAUAAAUUUUUUAUUUUUAUAUAUAUAUACUACAUAUUGACACUCCUUGACUUCUCGUGAAUUUACUUCUUUAUAUUUUGACAACUCUUAGUGAAAAUUCUGGCUCCGCCAAACCCACCUGUUAUUUUGUGGAAUUCAAUGAUCAGAGCAUAUGUAACAACAAAUCAGCAUCAAGAAGCUUUAAAUAUGUACAAUUCAAUAUUAGAACACAAGUCUAUUAAACCGGAUAAGUAUACAUUCACUUUUGUUUUUAAAGCUUGUACUGGAAUGAAUGAUUUUGAAAAGGGUGUCAAGAUUCAUGAAGAGAUAGUGAAAAGAGAUCUUGAAAAUGAUGUCUUUAUUGGGACUGGGUUUAUUGGUAUUUGGAUAGUGCAAGGAAGGUGUUUGAUAAAAUGCCUAAAGGGAUGUUGUAGCUUGGAAUGCAAUGAUUUCUGGGGUUGCACAGAGUGUAGACCUAGUUAAGGCUGUUGACCUUUUCAAGAAAAUGCAAUUUGUUUGUCAAAUUAGUCCUAAUUCGGUGACGUUAUUGAAUUUGCUUCCUGGGGUUUGUAAAUUAAUGGAUAUGAGGGCAGGCAGGUGUAUACAUGGUUAUGUAUAUAGGAGAGUGUUUCCGGUUUCUGUUUAUAAUGCUUUGAUUGAUACAUACUCAAAAUGUAAUUAUCCCGAUGUUGCUCACCGAGUUUUUAAUGAGUUAAGGGGAAAAGAUGAUGUUUCAUGGGGUACAAUGAUGGCAGGUUAUGCAUAUAAUGGGAAUUUUCGUGAAGUUUUGGAAUUGUUUGAUUGCAUGAAGAGGACGGGCUUGAAAAUGAGCAAAGUAUCAGCUGUAAGUGCAUUGCUCGGGGCUGGUGAAAUGGGUGAUUUAGAGAGAGGGAUUGAAAUUCAUGAAUGUGCAAUUCAAGAAAUGAUUGAUUCUGAUGUUAUGAUUGCUACUUCAUUAAUGACAAUGUAUGCAAAGUGUGGAGUAUUGGACAAAGCUAGAGAUCUGUUUUGGGGGAUUAAGCGAAGAGAUUUGGUUGCUUGGUCUGCAGCAAUAGCUGCUUUCUCACAAUCAGGAUAUCCUCAAGAGGCGAUCUCUCUGUUUCGAGAUAUGCAGAAUGAGUAUUCACAGCCAAAUAAUGUUACUCUGGUGAGCGUAAUCCCAGCCUGUGCAGAGCUAAGGGCAGUGAGAUUAGGAAAGAGUGUCCAUUGUCAUGCCAUCAAAGCCAAUAUCGAUUCUGAUAUUUCAAUAGGAACUGCCUUGGUUUCCAUGUAUGCUAAGUGCAACCUGUUUAGUUCUGCACUUAAUAUGUUCAAUAAGAUGCCAUUAACUGAGGUAGUGACAUGGAAUGCUCUGAUAAAUGGGUAUGCCCAGGUUGGUGACUGCUGUAAUGCAUUAGAAAUGUUUUGCCAAUUGAGGUUAGCUGGAUUAUACCCAGACCCAGGGACAAUGGUUGGUGCGCUUCCAGCUUGUGCCUCCCUGGGUGAUGUACACUUGGGCAUGUGCCUUCAUUGUCAAAUUAUCAGAUAUGGGUUUGAGUCGGACUGUCAUGUGAAGAACACUCUAAUUGACCUGUAUGCCAAAUGUGGAAGAUUAUCUUUGGCUGAGUUCAUGUUCAAAAAAACUGAGUUCUCUAAGGAUGAGGUGUCCUGGAACACGAUGAUUGCAGGAUAUAUGCAUAAUGGACUCGCCAAGGAAGCCCUUUCCGCGUUCCAUUCCAUGAAAUUCGAAUCAUUUCAGCCCAAUGUGGUCACAAUUGUGAGCAUCCUGCCUGCGGUGUCACAUUUAACAUACUUGAGAGAGGGCAUGAAUAUACAUGCCUACGUAAUCAAGAAUGGUUUUCAGUCCCAUAAGCUUGUAGGGAACAGUCUUAUCGAUAUGUAUGCCAAAUGUGGUCAACUUGACCUUUCGGAGCGUAUAUUUGGGGAGAUGAAGAACACUGACGGUGUUUCUUGGAAUGCUUUACUUACAGCAUAUUCUAUGCAUGGGGAAGGUGAUCGUGCUCUUUCUGUUUUCUCUCUAAUGGAAAAGAGAGACAUCAAAUUUGAUUCUAUAUCCUUCCUUAGUGUCUUGUUUGCCUGCAGACAGAGUUACCUGGUACAUGUGCUGGUAGGAGGUAGCAAGUGGCCCAAGGAAUUAGUCCAGAUGGGCGCAAAGCUGGCUCGGACACCAGGUUAUCAAAAAAAUAUAUAUAUAUAAUAAAAAAAUAAAAAAUAAAUCUCCAUGAUUAUGCAGCCACUUACAUCUUCGAGGAUGAAUCUCCUAUAUCUGCAAAAUAUGGCCAGCUUCAAGCUCCACAUAUAAAUUCUUGGAUCUAUAACUGAUCAUAAGGCCCCUUCAGUUUCGGGAAACAGAACAUGCUUCACAAAAAUAUUACUUCCUCCUACCCAUUUUAUUGCGAUUUGUUUGACUGGGCAUGAAGGUUAAGAAACCACAAGACAUUUGAAACUUGGGGUCUAAAACAAGUCACAUCUAUUUGUGUAGCGUUAAAUCAUCUGGCUAAAUGUGAAAUGGAAGUUGAAGGUUAAUUUGUUUCUAAUACAAAAUGUUUCAUUCUUUUUGGGACAAAUUCAAAAGGAAAGUGCAUCACAUGAAUUGGGACAAUGGGAGUAUAUUCUUAGAUGAAAAUUUAGAAGGUGAAACAGGUCUUAUAUCUCUUCCUGAAGUAGGAACUAGAGCUACAACUAAUAUUUAAUCUCGUCGGACUUUAGUGUUGUAAUGUUGGAAGGGAUCAACACGUGGUUUACUAAUGACCAGGAGCAAGACGAAAUCUGCAUCGGUGGGGUAUACAGCAUCUCGAUUUGUAUGUUGUUGGGUUCUGCAAAUUCAUGAAAAUGGUGGCAAGCGUGGGGAGAUUCUUUUGGAGGAUAUGGAAACAGUAGAGAAAAUGACAGUUCCACAUCUCAGAGUAAAACUUAGGAGUCUUGGGAUUCCUUCCAAGUGGUACUAAGCAAGAGCUUGUUGCUUCUUUGAAGACUUUCCUCGACAGCAAAAUUAACGAUGCAGGCAAUGGAUCCGUGGCACAGGAGGAUCAAGUAUCAUCUGAGGAGAGUGUAGGAGUAGCAUAUAACACUUCAAAAAAGAAGUCUAGAAAAGUGUCAAGUAAGAAUCGUGACCAAAGCGACGUUGUUGCAUCAGAGGUUGUCAGGCAGACGAAAAAAACGAGUGAAAAAAGGCCACACCAAGGAUACCUGUGUUGACAUUAUUGUCAAAAAAGCUGAAAUUACCGAAGAACUUUCGAUUGAAUCUAAUGACAUCAAAGCGAAUUAAAUGAUGAAUAAUUUUAUAGGAAAGAAAAAUGUACGAGGAAAGAGAAAAGUUUCAGCGGCGACUGCGUCAGCACAUGUUGGAGUUUCUGAGGGCGUUGAUCUUUCAUCAAGAUGAACCUGGACUAUUUUC